UCUUUCAAUAUUUGUUCGUUGCAAGUAUUUUUAGAAAAUAUCUCAAUAGGCAAAAGCAGAAAAUAAUCUUUUCAGGUUUUUGUCGGUCAGCGCAAUGGUCGAGGAUUUGUUUGCCUAUUGAGAAGAUAUUCCUAGUUUCGAAUUGUGUGAAAAGUGUUUCAGGCAUGUGCUCCAUGUCCGUGUUGUGUCCACUGUGCGCGGUGCCGAGUUUCAGUAGCAUCGACGCACUGCAGCAGCGUCUAAUCAAGGCGGCCAAUGGCCCUCUGGCCUGUCCCUUUCCCAACUGUAAGGAGCUCUUUCUGGGUCUGGACAAGCUGACCAUACAUCUAUUUAGUCACACCAGCCUGAUGAGCCAGCCCGCGGCUGAGCUCCCUCCGACUAAUAGUCCUGCUGCAGCUAGUCCGCCUCCUGCUGCGGCAGUUCUUAAGCGACGUGGCAAAAAGUCGCGUGCCAAACCCAUCGAGCUGGUGCCCCCGAUGCCUUCUACGCCUCCUGCCAGAUGUGACAUUUGCGAGUUUAACUUUCGCAACGAGGAACUGCGAGACAUUCACUUCCGACUGGUGCAUGAGAAUGCGGAGAUUACAGAGCCAGCGCUGGGACAUCAGCAGGAGCCCUACAAAUGUCACCUGUGCUCCAAGACGUUCCGCAUGAAGGGUUCCUUGCGUGUGCAUCUCAAGGUGUUGCACACGGUCGGCGCCAUCACGAGUGCCACCAGCAGCAGUCCGAGCAACAACAGCAUCAACAACUGCAGCAACAGCAAUCUGAGCAACAAUGCGAGCAAUAGCAAUGGCCACAUCAUUAGUGCCACGCCCAAAAUCAGCAUUUGCGAUCGCAUUCGGCACAAGGAGGCAUCGUCCACCAAUGGCAGCAGCGCCUCCACUGCGAACAGCAACACCCAGCCGUAUGCUCUGAGUGGCGCCAUCUACAUGCUCAAGCAGGAGCUGCCCGCUGCUGCGGAGACGGCAUCUGGUUCAGAGUACGGCAGCACGCCCAAAAACUGGGAGUGCGACGUGUGCACCAAAAUGUUCACCACCAAGUAUUUCCUGAAGAAGCACAAGCGUCUGCACACGGGCGAGAUGCCCUACACCUGCCAGUACUGCGCCAGAACCUUCACCUUCCAGCAAUCCUAUCACAAGCAUUUACUCUACCACAGCGAGGUGAAGCCGCACGCCUGCGGCAUCUGUGGUCGCGCCUUCAAGGAGCUCUCAACGCUGCACAACCAUCAGCGCAUCCACAGUGGAGAGAAGCCAUUCAAGUGCGAGGUCUGCGGUAAAUGCUUUCGGCAACGUGUCUCCUUCCUGGUGCACACACGCAUCCACACGGGAGUCAUGCCCUACAAGUGCGAGCUGUGCAAGAAGACAUUUCGCUAUAAGGUCUCGCUGCGAACACACAAAUGUGAGCCACAGACUCCGGAGCAGCUGAUCAAGGCGCUGCUGGACUCCAAUGUGAGUGCGGCCACUGUGCAGGCCGAGCACACAGCGAGCAAUGCGGCCAUUCACAUGAAUGGCACCACCGAUCAGGAGGCGUUGCUCUCGCAAACAAUUGAUGACAUUGUCGUGGAGAGCUGCCAGAAGCUGGGUAUUUGCAGUGUGGAGCCGCCGCAGCAACCACAGCCGGUUGUUAUGGACAGUGGCGUGCAGUUUGAUGGCAGCGGCUCCCCGCUGCAGCAGCUGCAGAAUUUGCGGCUCUACUCGCCGCAGCAAACAGAGCCAUCCAGUUCGGAUGGUGAGCUGUUCCGUAACUUCCUCAUGGACGCCACGUAAUUGUGUUCCAAUUUCAUUUGUUUGUUUAUUUUUGUGUAUUCUUCGUAAAUUACAUGCAGAAAA
Molecule: messenger RNA, 1826 nt
Organism: Drosophila navojoa
Lineage: Eukaryota; Metazoa; Arthropoda; Insecta; Diptera; Drosophilidae
Biological process (GO): regulation of gene expression
Cellular component (GO): nucleus
Source: RefSeq, a predicted model, not a curated record